AUGGAGAAGUCCACUUUGGCCUCGGACGCUAUCCGUCCGGAUCCUGUCAAGGUCGAUGAAUAUGAUGCGAGUCCUAAGGAGGAGCUUCAGCUCAAUGUCGGCGGUCGUGGUGCGACCCAGCGUCGCCUACGGAACUAUCAGGUCACCAUGAUCGGUUUCUGCAGUGGCAUUGGCACUGGUCUGUUCAUCGGUACGGGAGCUGCUUACGCGAAGGCCGGUCCUGCGGGUCUGCUGCUCGCGUAUAUCAUCGUUGGUGCUGUUCUCUGGUGUGUGAUGCAGAGUAUCGCCGAGUUGGCUACUCUACUGCCCACUGCUGGUUCGUUCCCUCACUGGGCUACGCGCUUCAUUGAUCCAUCUGUCGGUUUCUCUCUCGCCAUCUCUUACGGAUAUUGUUAUACCAUCGCCAUUGCCUCGGAAGUUUCAGCAGCAGCAGUUAUCGUGUCAUAUUGGACAGAUAUAACGCCUGCGGUUGUCAUUACUGUUGGCCUAAUUCUGAUUUUGAUCAUCAACCUGAUGAGUGUGCGAUUCUAUGGCGAAACUGAAGUUAUUGGAGGUGCCAUCAAGGUCCUUUGCUUCCUCGGCUUGGUCAUCGUGUCUAUCGUCAUUACCGCCGGUGGUGGCCCUAACCACGAGACUAUCGGCUUCCGCUUCUGGCACGACCCAGGCGCGUGGACCAACUACAACGGCAUUACUGGUCCAACCGGCCAUUUCCUAGGCUUCCUGUCAUCUUUCGUCAAUGCCUCUUUCAGCUUCAUCGGUGUCGAGACUGUCGUCAUUACUGCUGCUGAGUCUGUUGACCCCCACCGCGCUAUUCCCAAGGCUGCCCGCCGCGUCACUUAUCGGAUUGCCUUCUUCUACGUCCUCGGUGCCCUUCUCAUCGGUAUUAUCGUGGACCCGCGCAACGAGGCUCUUGUCUCCGGAUCUGGCAACGCGAACAGCUCGCCUUUCGUUAUUGCCAUCAAGGAGGCUGGUAUCAGCGCCCUGCCUUCCAUUGUGAACGCUUGUGUUCUCGUUGCCGCCUGGUCUGCUGGUAACUCAUACUGCUGGGUUGGAUCGCGCAUGAUCCUGGCUAUGACGACCGACCACCAGCUGCCUCAGGUCUUCGGUCGUGUGACCAAGAACGGCGUCCCUUAUGUUGCUGUCAUCGCAGCCUGGCUGUUUGGCCCUCUGGCUUAUCUGAGUCUUGGAAGUGGUGGCCCCGCGCAGGCCUUUACUUGGCUCCUUAACCUUAGCACCGUUGCCGGUUUGAUCGCCUGGGCUACUCUCUCGUUCUGCUACAUUCGGUUCCAUGCCGCUAUGAAGGCACAGGGUCUUUCUCGGGACUCGCUCCCUUGGAAGGGUCCUCUUCAGCCAUAUGCCGCUUGGGUUGGCUUCAUCGGUUCUACCAUCAUCACCCUGGUUGCUGGCUUCCCCGUCUUCUUGAAGGGCAACUGGAACACGUCUAACUUUGUUGCGUCGUACAUUGGCAUUCCUAUCUUCAUUGUGCCAAUCAUCGGCUGGAAGCUGUGGCAUCGCACUAAGUAUCAACGCGCUGCCACCAUUGAUCUUUGGUCAGGCCGUCUCCAAGAUGGAGAGAUCAUGCCCCAUCGGAACCCACGCAACACCCUGUGGGGGCGGUUCAUCGACUGGCUUGUGUAA
Molecule: messenger RNA, 1638 nt
Organism: Penicillium cataractarum
Lineage: Eukaryota; Fungi; Ascomycota; Eurotiomycetes; Eurotiales; Aspergillaceae
Product: putative amino acid permease
Exons: 3
Coding region: 1-1638 (545 amino acids)
Biological process (GO): amino acid transmembrane transport
Cellular component (GO): membrane
Molecular function (GO): amino acid transmembrane transporter activity
Source: RefSeq, a predicted model, not a curated record